Orbicella faveolata is the source of this 1121-nucleotide messenger RNA. RefSeq lists its product as uncharacterized. Lineage: Eukaryota; Metazoa; Cnidaria; Anthozoa; Scleractinia; Merulinidae. The record is from RefSeq and is a predicted model, not a curated record.
ACGUCAUCACUAGUGUUACUGAUCAUGAAAAAGUUAAAACACAUGAAAUAACUCUGAAGUAACUAGGCUCAUUUCUGUGUGUACCAUCUACCAAUCCACAAAUCUGUUGAUGCUGUUUUACAGGAAAAGUCUCGUGGCCGACUGGUAAAUAUGGUCUCCCCAUGCCCAAAGCUGGCUGUCCCAAUAAUUGGUUUGACGGCCGAAGAUUUCACGAUGAUACCAAUGCUAAUCUAAUUGACGGCAAAGUGUACGACUCACUCCACUUAGCUGGUUGGGUUAGCAAGGAAGGUAUUGAACAAGACUUCUGUAUCAAGACAAGUAAAGAUAAGUCUCAAGACUGGCCACGAGGAAGAUACUGCAUUUUACAACACGAGGCUUGCCCAGCUGGACUUACUGCCGGGUCAGUUCGCUGGCGUCCAAAGAGUUCUCAUUUCCAAGACUCAAGUGUCAAUGGAAAAAAAUUGAAAGACACAACAGUAAACUACUGUUGUAGUGCCAGAGGUGAACUCAACAAUGCUAUCUCGCUGCCUCUCGACAAACCUUUCUACUUGUACUCCCUGAGUGGCGCCAGAUGCCAACAAGUCAAAGGUGCAACUGUGAAAGAAGAAACGGUUAACUUUGAUAAAAACGCUGGUAGAUAUCAGAUAAACAUGGAGGGAGACAAUCCAUUCCAAAUGGACAAGAAUGGAGCCCAGAUGAAAUUGACCUAUUGUUAUUAUACCCCUGGUCAGCAUGUACCGGAACAUACACUUAAAUCAAACGUCACAGAUGGCGGUACCGUAGCAAUACCAGAAAGUCAGGAAGUUGAGAAAACUCUCUUUACGGGAUCUGAGCUGGACAACAAGACCCAGUCCUCUGGCCUGGCAGUUGCCAUUGGUAUAGGAAUCGCAUGCGCAAUGGUUGGUACAGCGUCCAUUGCUCUGGUGACGAAAAAACUGAUGAGGAAAAAGAAAGAUAAUGAUGACGACGACGAUGACGAGCCGAGACCUGACGAUCCUUGAGAUUUAUAUGUUCGUAAAAAGUAAAGUAUAGGAAAUUAAAAAGUAAAGAACCUUUCUUUAAGUGUCAAGGUAUUUAGCCCUAGCGGACUAAUUAGGGACACUAAACAAGAAUGAAUCUAC